Hibiscus syriacus is the source of this 690-nucleotide messenger RNA. RefSeq names its product extradiol ring-cleavage dioxygenase-like. The transcript has 3 exons. The coding region runs from base 1 to 588 and encodes 195 amino acids. Gene Ontology annotation, molecular function: zinc ion binding; ferrous iron binding; oxidoreductase activity, acting on single donors with incorporation of molecular oxygen. NCBI's taxonomy places the organism in Eukaryota, Viridiplantae, Streptophyta, Magnoliopsida, Malvales, Malvaceae. The record is from RefSeq and is a predicted model, not a curated record.
AUGAGAACCUUCAGGAAGUCCGUCGGGGUAAAUCUGCGGAUCGUGAACCAGCAAAGCGACGAGGCCAUUGUUGAGCUCGAUUACCCUAUAGAUGUUGAUGAACACAGGGAACGUGGGCUGGACCAUGGUGCUUGGAUUCCACACAUGCUCAUGUAUCCAGAGGUCGAUAUUUCGGUUUGUCAACUCUCUCUUCAGUCAAAAAAUGAUGGUAGUUGCCAUUACAACAUGGAAAAGGCUUUCGCCCCUCUCAAGGAUGAAGGUGUUCUUAUCAUGGGUUCCGGUGCCUCCACUCACAACUUGAUCACCCUUUCAAGCAAUGUGGACAGUGCCGGUGGUGUUUUUCCAUGGGCUUUGGAGUUUGAUAAUUGGGUUAAAGAUACUAUCCUUCGUGGAAGGUACGAAGAUGUGAACCAGUUUCAAGAGAAAGGACCGUAUGCGAAGAUGGCUCACCCUUGGCCAGACCACUUCUACCCUUUGCAUGUAGCCAUGGGUGCUGCCGGUGAAAAUGCAAAGGCGAAACUUCUCCACCAAAGCUGGCAACUUGGUUCUCUUUCCUAUUAUUCUUACCAGUUCACAUCAACCUACUGAUGUUCAUUAAAAAGCUGCUCUGCAAUACCUUCUCUUUAUUCCAUCAAUUUUUAUCUAAAAUAAAUUCCAUACAACAAAGACUAAAGUGCAAGCUCUUUGUUC